Molecule: messenger RNA, 306 nt
Organism: Penicillium samsonianum
Lineage: Eukaryota; Fungi; Ascomycota; Eurotiomycetes; Eurotiales; Aspergillaceae
Exons: 1
Coding region: 1-306 (101 amino acids)
Source: RefSeq, a predicted model, not a curated record
AUGGACCAGAUACUCCUCCCUGCAAUCUAUCGCCACCACGACGGUUCGCUUGUCCAGCAUUAUCCUGCUAGCUUUGACCACAGCCGGCUGAAUGCUACAGCCCGGGGGGUUGAGAUGCGCUCGCAGCGAGUGGAUCCGGUCGCUCGGCAGCAGCUUCUAUUCUAUUUCCUCCCGCCAAAUGCACUCGCGCUUGUGUGGGCAAGUAUUUUAGAGACCAUCGAGAGCGCUGGACUUCAGCAAUUCUCGGGUAUGACUAUCCUCGUCCAAGGCAAAAACCUGAAGACAUUGACCAAACCCAACACGUAA